GCAUUGCACUCUAUAAAUACAUUUUUUUUCUUAACCCACAUUGUGUGCCAAUACUUACAAUAUUUCCUCAUCUACUACUACCUCAUAAAAACCAUUAUGGGUUUUCGCUUGCCGAGGCUCAUCAACGCUAAGUCGGGUCCAAAGCGGAGUCUUUCAUUUUCGGAGACAACAGCAUCAGUGCCUAAAGGCCACAUUGCUAUUUAUGUUGGUGAAGUCGAAAAGAAGAGAUUCGUUGUUCCGAUUUCAUUCCUCAACCAUCCUUUGUUUCGAAAUUUGUUGAGUCGAGCCGAAGAAGAGUACGGGUUUAAUCAUCCGAUGGGUGCUCUAACGAUCCCUUGUGCCAAAGAAGCUUUCAUCGAUCUCAUUGAUAGUAUGCAAGGCUCAUGAGUGUUGGAUAUGGCAAUGGCUAACCUUUUAACCAAAUUUGCAAGUGCAAAAAUGGUGGGUUGUUUUUGCAUUCCCAUUCACUUGUGAACCUAAUUCUUUGUAACCAAUAUAUUAAAUGACAAAUUAUUUUUCUCAUUUUUAA
Gossypium raimondii (Peruvian cotton) is the source of this 529-nucleotide messenger RNA. RefSeq names its product auxin-responsive protein SAUR21. Gene Ontology annotation, biological process: response to auxin. The transcript has a single exon. The record is from RefSeq and is a predicted model, not a curated record. Lineage: Eukaryota; Viridiplantae; Streptophyta; Magnoliopsida; Malvales; Malvaceae. Bases 97 to 387 code for a protein of 96 amino acids.